Molecule: messenger RNA, 978 nt
Organism: Pseudophryne corroboree (corroboree frog)
Lineage: Eukaryota; Metazoa; Chordata; Amphibia; Anura; Myobatrachidae
Gene: CDC34
Product: cell division cycle 34, ubiqiutin conjugating enzyme
Exons: 5
Coding region: 192-911 (239 amino acids)
Biological process (GO): protein polyubiquitination; ubiquitin-dependent protein catabolic process
Molecular function (GO): ubiquitin conjugating enzyme activity
Source: RefSeq, a predicted model, not a curated record
CCUUCGCUGUGUUCUGUUCUGUUGUUACCCUCAGUCCGCCCGCGUCGUUCCCGCACGCUGCCUGCGACAUGUCCUGACACAGGCGCCGCCCUGCCCCCCGCUCUUCUCUGUGAGAACAAAGCUGCGAUCCCAGCGUGCUGUGCGCGGUUGAGGCCGUCACCCCGAGCAGGAGAUCGGGGAGCAGAAGCGCCAUGGCCCGGCUGAUGCUGCCGGUGCCCAGCUCCCAGAAGGCGCUGCUGUUGGAGCUGAAGGGGCUGCAGGAGGAGCCAGUGGAGGGGUUCCGGGUCACCCUGGUGGAUGAGGGGGAUCUCUACAACUGGGAGGUGGCGAUAUUCGGCCCCCCCAACACCUUCUAUGAGGGGGGAUAUUUCAAGGCUCGCCUAAAGUUCCCAGUAGAUUAUCCAUAUUCUCCUCCAGCAUUCCGGUUCCUGACAAAAAUGUGGCACCCAAACAUUUAUGAGAAUGGAGAUGUAUGUAUUUCCAUCUUGCAUCCCCCAGUAGAUGACCCUCAGAGUGGAGAACUUCCUUCCGAGCGGUGGAACCCCACUCAGAAUGUGCGGACGAUACUACUCAGUGUCAUCUCUCUACUAAAUGAGCCAAACACUUUCUCCCCAGCCAAUGUGGAUGCAUCUGUUAUGUACCGAAAAUGGAAGGAAAGUAAGGGACGCGAUCGCGAGUAUACCGACAUUAUCCGGAAGCAAGUUCUCACUACAAAGGCUGAUGCUGAACACGAUGGAGUGAAGGUCCCCACCACUCUGGCUGAAUAUUGUGUGAAAACCAAGGCUCCAGCUCCAGAUGAGGGAUCUGACCUUUUCUAUGAUGACUACUAUGAAGAGGAUGACCUGGAGGAGGAGAAUGAGAAUGACAGUUGCUAUGAAGACCAGGAUGAUUCUGGCAAUGAAGAAUCCUGACGUCACAUGUACUCUCCAGGAUCUGCCUCCUUCCAUUUUUCCUCAAUAAUAAAAUAGACACUGUUUA